This is a messenger RNA of Spirodela intermedia, 10594 nucleotides long. NCBI's taxonomy places the organism in Eukaryota, Viridiplantae, Streptophyta, Magnoliopsida, Alismatales, Araceae. The record is from the annotation of a GenBank genome assembly.
AUGGGCUCGGGGGAGGCAGAUCCGGGGAGUGAGAAAGGGUCCGGCGAGGAGGUGCCGCUGGCGUCGCUGGUUCCCUGCUCGAUCUGCUUGGAGCCGGUGAAGGACGGUGGCGAACGGUCUACGGCUAAGCUGCAAUGCGGGCAUCGAUUUCAUCUAGGUUAGUUCCGGACGAUGGCUUAAUAUUUUAGGAAUUUUAAGUUAACGAGUCUAUCUUUCUAUGCGUGAGCUCUCCUGCAUUUGGUGAAAGGGACGAACUUUCCAUCUGUUGUUGCUGCGGCGAUAAUUUUAAUUAAGAAAUUCUGUGGAUCAUCGGUAUAUUUUCUUGAGAUUUACAUACCUCAAGGAAAAGCAUGGCGACUCUUGUGAACUGGAAAGUUUUAGGAGUUCAGCUUCCAAAUUUUCACAGAUAGGGAACGAAUUUAAGCUAAUGUCAUGAAUUCUACCGCAGAUAUUUGCUGUUUUUCAAGUAAAAUAAAAAAUUUCCUGUAACUCUUGGUUUUCAGACAAAGAAUUCAGUUUUAGAAAAACUGAGUUUGUAGAAUUGGAUGCAGAAGUUUUAUUGUGUGUGUGAUGAUCAUAUACUUUGUUAGACUCGUUUGACCUUCGAAAACUGUUGUUUACUUCUCUUCGUCGUCACUUUAAAUCAAAAGGUUUUAUUUAUAACGUCAAGGAUACCUGAAAGAAAGAAAAUUUAUGUUGCAGAAAAUUGCUCAAGAAAUUACGAAUAUAUGAGGGAAAUAAGAGGGUAGGGGGCAGAGCCUUAAAUAAGAGGGAUAGCCCUGGUUUCUGAGCAGUGCAUGGAUGUCACAUGAGGGUACACGUGCUGUGGACUUUGAUGAAAUUCAAAUAAUAUCAAUAUACUUGUUAUCCUUGUACGUUGAAAAGAGCAAUGGUUGAUUCAUUGCCAAGAUGAACAGCAUAUUCAAAUUCCUGAUUCUCUUUUCGGCCUCAAGAAAACUCGUCUUAAAUUACUUAUAUAUUCUUUUUCUUGGUGAACCGAGCCCAACUCAAACUGUAACCAGAGUGCAGUUAUAACAUUUUUAAACUAUCAACUAAAACCCAAUCUAAACCGUGUUUUAACUCUUAAUAAAGGAUGAAAAGUGAACGAAUUCUUGCUGUAAUAAUGACUUUUUUGCUUGUACUCCUAACUUUUCCUUAUUACAGCACAUUUGUCUUCAGUUUUUUGCUCCUGAGGGUUGUCAACCUUCGAACAUUGAAUGGCUUUCUUUACUGCAUGAAUUUGGGAUGGCCAAGCGUACACUGUUCAACAUUGGUGUAAUUUGGGAAGCAGUGGUUUGGGACAUCUCAAAGCUUUGAGAUAGCCACUUCUGACUGGGUCUUGAUUUGAAUAUUGACCCUGUUUUCAUUCAUGCAUUUCUUCAUCCUAUGUUAUGUAUGCUAUUGAAAUUAUCUUUUUAAUGCUAUCUUGUGUUCACUUAUUUGUUACAUAUUUUGCUUUUCAUUAACUGAUCUAACUGUUUGUUUGCAUUCUCUAGAUUGUAUAGGCUCAGCCUUCAAUGCCAAGGGAGUGAUGCAGUGUCCAAAUUGCCGGAAAAUAGAGAAAGGGAAUUGGCUCUAUGCAAAUGGGUGCCGUUCAUAUCCUGAUACAAGUGUGGAUGAGUGGACUCAUGAUGAAGAUCUAUAUGACCUAAAUUACUCGGAAAUGGUAAAUAUCCAUGGCUGGAAGUUAUGAUCUUUUAAAAGUUCUUUCUGUUACAUUCAUUGAACCUGUUUCUUGUUCAAUGCACGGAUACCUUGUGCAUUUUGUUUUAGUUUAGUUAAUUUCUCACUCACAUUAACGCAUUUGCAUGUAAUUUUUUGGUUUCUGUUUCCAAAUAGAUGUGCUUAAACUCCCAAAUUCAAGUGGACAUUUCUGUUCGGUAAUAGCUAACUUACAUGACCAAUGAGUAUGCUCUUCUGGAUUGAAAAUGAUCUGGAACAUCUUGUUUGUAAGUUUUCUUUCUAUCAAUGAAAGCCAGAACGCAGAUUCAGUUGCAGUCAGACUAUGUUUAUAGUUGAAAAGCGGAAAACUAUGUUGAAUACUGCCAAUUCAGUCGCAAUCAGGCUGGUUGAGACUGGCUUGACUCCAAAUAAUGAACUGUUUGAAAUCAGUAGAUUGUUUCAUCUCUUUAACUAUGUGACUUGGCCAAUCCCAUACUGGUCAGGAAUCGGCAAUUCAGAUUCCUUUAGAUAAUGCACGAGUCAGACAAGGUUAGAAACCUUGAAUUUUAGAACUCUCCUUGGCUGGAGAUGUAUCCAAAGUUUGGUAAAAGAUAAUGACACUUAAGAAAUAAAAUCUGUUUGCCAACGUGAAUGCUCUAUUUUCUUUCUUAUCCCAGAUAGGCGUUUGCAAUUUGUACAAGUGCGGUCAAUGCUAAAACGUUAAACAUCAGUUUAUUGAUAAAAUCUCCUUCAAUCGAACAGAUUUUGAAAAUAGUUAUAUUUCUUGUUCUCCUCAUAUUUAUCUUUUGUAUCAUUCUGUGGCCUAAUGAAGGAAAUUCAGGGUCUGUAACAGAUGAGAAACAUUGUAAAGAUAAGGAUCUAUUUCACUUUAUUGGAGCUCCUUCCCUCUUGGGCGAGGGCACAGCUGCAAGGAACAAACAUGAGAGCCGCCAGAAAGUGGGAGAGAGAGAGAGAGGAAAAGAACUUCAUUACUUUAGGGUUAGGGUUCAUGACCCAAUACAUGAUUACUGACUAUUGGAUUGUGUGCUGGGUAUAAGUGGCUCGAUUUGAUAUCCAUAGGUAAUUAGACUUACUAAACCCAAUAACCUUAUCCCCACAUGUAGCUAAUAUCACUAUUCUAACACUUUCCCUCAAGUUGGAGAAUGGAUAUCUUUCACCCCCAAGUUGCUUAACAAUCUUCUCAUGAUAGGUCUAUGUAAUCUUUUGGUGAAGAUGUCUACACAUUACUCCUUGGACUUGACAUAUUAGAUAGUGAGGAUCCCAUUUUCUAUCUUCUCCUUGAUGAAAUGGCUAUUCACCUCCACAUGCUUAAUUCGACUGUGAUGUAUUAGAUUGUGAGCAAUAUAUAUAGCUGACUUGUUGUCACAAAAGAAUUUUGUGGGUGAACCGUAUUGGAUCUUGAGGUCUUCCAAAAUCCCUUUAAUCCAUAAUGCUUCACACACCUUUUGUGUCAUGACUUGAAGUUUGGACUAUGUGUUAGAUCUUGAAACCACUUGUUGCUUCUUGCUGCACUAAGUGAUGCGGUUCCCUCCUAGAAAUGAGCAAUACCCUGAAGUAGAUCAUUUGUCUACAAUAUAACUUGCAUAAUUAGCAUCAUUGAAUAUUUUCAUAUUAGUAUGCCCAUAUGAUUGAAAUAAGAGCCCGUAACUAGGUGUACUCUUUAGAUAGAGAAUUAUCCGUCUUGCCGCAACAUUAUGUACCUCUCUAGUGUCAUGCAUAAAUUGGCUCAAUAAUCUUAAAAUGUGUAGGUAAUAUCUGGUUGAGUGUGAGAUAAAUUGAUCAAUUUACCAAUCAGCCUUUGAUACCUUCCUCUAUCAAUUGGUGAGUUGUCUUCACCUCAACUCAAUUUCCCAUCAUAGUUAAUGAGAGUGAUUGCUGGUUCACUACCACUAGUUCUGAUUUCUUUAAGUAAAUUUAAGGUAUAUUUAAGUUGAGAUAAGAAAAUACCAUGUUUGGAGUAUGUAAUUUUCAUGCCAAGAAAAUAUUUAAAAAUUUUCAAUCUUUUAAUUUCAAAGCAUGUAUAUAAUUUAUCAUUUAACACUUCUAUUUCUAAUGAUCAUCACCAAUAAGUAUUAUAUCAUCAACAUAAACUAAUAAAAUAGGAAUUUCAUUUCUAGAGCAUUUAAAGAAAAGAGUAUGAUCACCAUUAUUUGGCGAUAAUCAUGCAUAGUGGCUGAGAGCUUGUCAAACCAUGCCCUUAGAGAUUGUUUAAGUCCACAUAAAGACUUUAUUAAUUUACACACCAUGUGCUGAUUUUUUUUCUUCCUUAAAACUUUUAGGUAUAUCCAUAUAUAUCUCUUCAUUUAGGGAGCCAUGUGGGAAAAAGUUCUUCACAUCUAAUUGGUGAAGUUGCCAUCCUUUCAUUGCUGCCAUAGAGAUUAAAAUUCUCAUGGUGUUUAAUUUUACUACUAGGCAAAGGUCUCAUUGUAAGUAAUCCCUAAUUUUUGAAUAUAUCCUUUUGCUACCAAUCUAGCCUUGUACCUCUCUACCGUUCCAUUGAGACUAUACUUAAUGGUAAAUACCCAUUUACACCCAAUAGUUCUUUUAUCGCACAGGAGCUUAACUAGUUCUCAUGUGUGAUUUUCGCCAAUUCAUUCAUUUUUAUUUCCAUAAAAAUGAAUGAAUUGACGAAUGGAGUCUACUUUUGUAAGAAAUGAAGAGUGGGCUGUAGAUAACUGAUGUGAGGAUAAAUAGUUAUGUAAUAGAUAAGUAAUAUUCUUACUGAUGUCCUAGUGGACCAACAAGUUUACUACAUUUUCUUGUGAUUUUGAUGGAAGAUUUAGUAUAGUCUCAUGAGUUAGAUCCUUUACUGAAGUAGUGUGUGGGAUUUGCUCACUCUUUCUUCUUGUAUAGGUCUAUCCAAAUCCUUUUUCUAUUGUUAAUUUUUGUGAUUUUGACUCCCCCCCAUCACAAGGGAGUAGAUAACUUCCUUGAGAUGUGGUCAUAUCACCCAUCCUCUCUAUGGGUGAGGGGUCUAAGGCCUCAUUAGUCUUAUAAUAAUUUUCACCUUCAUUCAAAGUGAUGUCUCAAAUGAUAUAGAAUUUCUUAGUUUUUGGGUCAUAACACUUAUACUCUUUUUGAGUUAUUGAGUAGGCCAAGAAUACACACUUAAGUGCCCUUGGGUUGAAUUUCUUGGUAUAAUAUAAAUGUACAUAUGCCACACGGUUGGUUUUACCCUAGAAUAUGAAACUCUAGGACCUUAGUAAAACUUUUCCUUGUCCAAAGUCCUUGAUGGCCAUAUGUUAAUUAGGUGGGUGGCUGUAAGUAAUCUUCCCCCUACAAGUAUUUUAGAAUAUUCUCUUGGAUAAAGAGUGCUCUAAUUACUUCUCAUAAGUGAUGAUUCUUUCUCUCUGCAAUCUCAUUUUGUUGAGGAGUUUUUACACAAGAUGUCUCAUGAAUCACUCCAUUUGUAAGAAAGAAUUGUACUAAAUCCUUAUUGAUGUAAUCCUUUGCAUUAUUUGUUAUAAAACGUUUAAUGCUGAUACUAAAUUAUUGUUUCACCAUUUGGAAAAAUACCUUUAAUUUUUUAAUCUCUUCAAAAUUUUGACUCAUCAAUUAUACCCACGUCAUACGAGUGCAAUCAUCAAUAAAUGUGAUGAACCGACGAUGACCAUACAUGGUCGAUGUUGGUGUUGAUCCUCAUCACUAUCAACCAAGUUAAAAGGUAGAAGGGAUCUUGAGUUAGAGGGAGGUUAAAUAGAUCAUUUAUGUUUAGUUAACUGUCACACCUCACAUAAGAAACUAUUGUUAUCAAGUUCUUUACACAAUUGCAAGAAUAAAUGUUUAAUAGUCAUGAUAGAGAUGUCUUAGGCAACAAUGAAGCAACAUAAGUGGUUCAAUCGACUCGUGACUCCUCCUUGAUGCCACUCUUGGUGUUGUCUCCCCUGCUUGUGCCACUUGUGGAUCCGCCUUUUAUGUUCCACUAGUGCCUCCUAUGUAAUAUAAGCCUCUCCUCUCCUUAGCAAGUCUAGUCCUCCAUCUUGUGUCUUUAUCAUAUAAAAUACAAUCAUCAAGAGUAAUCAAAAGAUCAUGAAUGAUGGAUUGUCUGAGUUUACCAAGGGAGAUUAGGCUUACCGAUAAUAAAGGCAUAUAAAGAAUAUGAUGAAUUUUUUCUAUUCUUGAAAGUUCUAUGAAACCUAUACCAACUACAAGUAUAAGCUUCCCAUCUGUGGUUAGUAUUUGUCUACCAUUAAAACAUGGUUCAUAGGCUUAGAAUUUUUUUUUGAGUGGAGAUAUAUGAUCGGUGGCCCAUGAGUUGAGGAUCCAUGUAUCUCUAUUUCUUAGAUACAUGUUUGUAUGACGUAGAGAAUGGAAACUCAAUGAGAGGAAAGUGUAAGAGAUUGGGAAAUUACCUAAGGAAGCUAUUGAUGAUGCUAUAGAAUUUGAGGUAAUGAGUUGUCGCAACUUCUCAAUCUCCUCCUUGAGUCCAUCAAUUUCUCCAUCCUUGGAAUUUGUUGGUUGAAUGAUAGAUGUCAAGUUCACCUCUCCCUUGGUAGAGCUUGUAGAGCCAAUUUCUUGGCAAUGGGUAGGAAAGGGAGAAAUUGUCACGAGUAUGUCCUUGAAAUUGUCAAGUUCACCUCCAUCCUUGGAAUACACUCAUGUACUCAUGUCCUACUCUCAGAGGCUUACCAUGUAAUUUUCAGCAAUUGUCAUGAGUAUACCUCCUUUUUUGAAAAAAUGAGCAUCAUAAAUUUGCCUUUGGAUUUAGCACUUGCUCAGGGUUUUGGCCUUGUUUUCCUUUAUUAGAAUGUGAAGAGUUUGUCUUGCUCUUCCCUUCCCAGUCACAACUAGUGUUGACUAAUGCUCCAGCCAUGUUCUUCGCUGCCAAUGUUUAGUUAUCAACUUGCUGAGUUUUUUGCUCAAUAUUAUCAGCCUAUUCUCUUUCUUCUAAUAAUUCCUAUAGUUCCUCUAAAUUAGAAACUCUUUCGUUACACAAAAGUGCUGCUUUUUCUGGAAUGUUGUCACAUAGCUGCCCGACUAGAAGAGCCACUCGCUCUGAAGUGUUGUCACACAAGAUCUGUUUAACAAUUAACCAAUUAAUUGUACAAUGGGUGAACUUAAGCUAGAUAACAACCGAUACAAGUAAUCAUUCAAAAUGUAAUUUGUUCAACAAAAUUUGGAUUGGUGGUUGGUUUAUAAUGAUCGACCUCCAUCUAGAUGGUUUUUUAUUUGGCUGCAUACUCUAUCACCAUUUUAUUUCCUUGAGUAAGGUUCAUAGCUUUGGUGGUUAGAUGUGAGAUUUCUCCCUCAUCAUUAUGCUUUGUGUGUAUACGGUGAGCUCUCUCCCAUAUAUCCUUCACUAUUGGAAUCCGAAGGAAGUGGUCACUGAUAGAUGGUCCCAUAUUUUCUACCAACCACAUUUUGAUGAUGGCAUCUGCCUUUUGUCAUAUAUUAUGUCGUGGAUAUGUUGGACUAUGAGGAUUACCACUCUUGAGGUAGUUUAAUUUCCUCUAAAUAAGUAAAAUCAUUUCCACAUAUUCUUCCCAUUGUAAUAAGUUCAAUUCAUUGAACCGAUAUUUGUCAAGAAUUUUUGAGAGCUCGAACCACCUAGGGUACUCCUCAGGUGCACUCAUUAGCAUCAGAGAUAUAGACUAAGGGCUUUUGUCAUGAGUUAGGGUUUGCGGUCUCAACCAAAGAAAGACGAAACUUCGAACCCUAGCUACAGAAAAUAGAGUGCUCAUGGUCUCAAUGCUCAUGGACCUUCAAUGCAGUGAGCUCAAACAGCUCAAAAAGAGGGUUGGAAAGUAUGCACGUGGGACUCUGAUUCCAUGUCAGAGCUCUUCCUACCUUGUGUUAGGGCAUAGUUGCCGGAACAAACAAGAGAGCUGCUAGAAGUGAGAGAGAGAGGAAAAGAACUUCAUUGCUUUAGGGUUAGGGUUUGUGACCCUUUAAUACAUGAUUACUGACUAUCGGAUUGUGUGCUAGAUAUAAGUGGCUCGAUCUGAUACCCAUAGGUGAUUGGACUUUGUAAGCCCAAUAACCUUAUCCCCACAUGUAGCCCAAUAUCACUAUUCUAACACACUUCAAUGUCAACGAAUAAUUGAUAUGGCAUUUUUAAUUAGUUGGUUCAGAUAGUUACAAAUAUACUGAUUUUGUUCAUUUUAAUGAUUGUAUAAAAUUUUAUGUGGCUUAAAAUGUAGAAAACUGUAGUUUGGAUCUAGUUUUCAUCCCUAACAGAACUAAGGGGUUUCUCUUUUCUGGUGUUUCUAAAUUUAUAAUUGGUUUAAUUCAAGGGAUGGCAACCUUAUAAUUUUAUUGCAUUAUACUUAUUCUUGUUGGUUCUUUUUGCAUCUUCUUCUCAUAACCCUUUGAAUAAUUUGUUUUGACUCUGUUAUGCAGCCAUAUGGAGUUCACUGGUGUCCAUUUAGCAGAUUAGCUCAUGUUCAUUCAUCGUUCGAGUGAGUACAAUGCUUAUGUUUUGGAUAAGAUUUUUUAGUGGAUUCCGAUAUCCCUAUUACUUUUUUUUACCCAAAAUAGAUCUUAGUGUUUCCUUUUAGGUUUUCAAAAACCUGGAAUUUCCAGUGUUAUAAAAUAUUGCCUAACACUCUAACAUGGAUUAGUUUUUAGUAAAGUUAUUCGUGUCUUAUGGAUCAUAGUGUUGUCUAGGUGUAUAAUGCUGAACUCAUGAUGUCUUUUUCUAUGCAUCACAUACUGGGAAAAAUGUUUUACCGGUUUGUGUUGGCAUUUCGUUUAGACUUUUUCGAUGAUAAGUUUCUUUUGUUGAAUCUAGUAUGCAUCGAGUUGAUUGGUCUUUUUGAAUCAAAAUCGAGCUAAGCUGGAAAUCCACUUCCAAGAUUGCACCCCUUGUCACUGUAGAUUGAAUAGCCUCAGGGUAUCACGGGGGGUGUAUUUGGCCAGUGGCAUCACUUUUAUUUUAGCAUAUAUCUAAAGAAUGCUGAAGGACCAACUAGAACCUUCGUAUUAUCCAUGUGACUACCAUUGAUUUCUAUCCUAGUGUGAUAUUUUGGUUUUCAUUUUUUCUCCUCAUUAUGGUUGUUCACAGACGAUGUUGGUUUUCUCCUCGCAGUACUAUUUUGUUCAUAUUUUUAGCUUCUUUAUCUUUUUUAUUUGGGUUUCAAUUUUUUGUUUCAUAUUACGAUUUCUUUUCAUUUUCUCCUAUGAUGGGUUUUUUCAUCUCUUUCCUUUCGAAUUCUCUAUUACUCCUCUCCUUUCUUACUUAUUUCAACUCCGCAGAUUUUUUGCAUUGGAACUUCAUUAAAUCUGGUUUUUAAGCCAUAAACGGUCAUCUUAGCUCCUCUUUCCAAAUUGCUGUUUUCCAUCCUCAUGCGAUCUCGUAAUUACCAUGAUAAUUUUUUCCUUAUGUACAUGACUAAUAAUGCGAAUAUAUGCCACUAAGUGGGAUGUUCUCACGUUUCAGAUUUUCCUGUAUGGGCAUGAUUUCUAUCCUCUUGCAAACUUCUUCCCGAUUUUACUUGCAUUUCCAGAAAACUACCCACAUAGCUACCCUUCAUAAAAAUACCCACUUUGUCGGUUAAUGAGGUCUGCACUAAUCUCCCCUCUAUCAAUCGCACCUCAGACUCAUAUAUAUGCUGAUGACAAUAUACGCGGCCAUUUUAUGACAUUAAUUCGCUGACAUUGAAAUCUUCAUUCUCUGCAGGGAGGGCGAAUCUACCUCAAUUUCAUGUAAGUUUUAUGCGCGUCAUCGUAAUUCAUUUACUUUUUUCAAACCCAUCAUCUUGAUUCAAAGGGUUUCUCCGUGACACUUACCUUUCCUUUUGCAAUCACAGAUCACGAUCUAGUCAGCCACCAUGCGGUCUUUGCCGAACAGCCAGCUGCUCCAUCAUCUGCCCAUUCGUGCCCCUAUGUGGCCUACUUUCCCCUACAACAUUCUGCUUCGCAGCCGGCAACAGAUGGUACCGACGAUGCUCCCAUCUUCCACCAUCACUGGGGAAGCCUCUCUGGCCGGUCAGAUCUCCAAUCCUCCCGUCCUUUUCCGGUGGUUGAUCUCCAUUACCGGAGCUGGGAGCCCCAUUCGCCGCCAUACUCAGUCCCCAACGGCCGCAUCGGCGGAGCAGAGCCCGCGGCUGGUCCUCCUGCAGCGAUGAGGCCUACAAGACUCAACUCGGAUGGGCACCUGAGGCCUGGGUCUUUUCUACCUCCUUUCCUCAUUGGGCACGGGUGAGUGGUCAUCUAUCUCUUUCCCAUUUUUGGAAUCAAGAUUAGGUCCUCUCUGAGAAAAAAGACUGCCAGAGAUCCCUCACUAGCAAGGAAUUUUCAUUUCCCAAACAAGUGGGGGGGUGAAUGAGCUGGCCUCGAACUAUUUUUGCCCAGCCGUUUGACCAUAUUUCAGAAGUCAAAGCUUUCUGUUUUUGUUUUUGAAAAACCAUUUCAUUUGUGGGAACAUCAUCAUCACCAACAAUUCACUGUUUGCUUAAAUUCCUCUUUCAGGUCUCCUGCUGCCGCCGCAUCGGCUGUGUCGAUGGGUCAGUCAUAUCACAGCGGCUCUCGUGGGCAGCCCCGCACCCAAGAACUUCACCCUGCCUAUCAGCGCCGCAGUGCCCCAGGCCCACAGUCGAUGAUGUCAGGUGUACAGAGAUCGGUCAGCACAAGGAACAUAGCACCUCCAGCACUGCCGCCACCACCGCCACCGCCAUCCGACCAUUCUAGAUUUUAUCUGUUCCCAGGUGGCCCAAGUCUGCCAGAGGCGGAGAACCCGGGAGGGGGGCGGUUCUAUGCGUGGGAGAGAGACCGCUUCACUCCCUUCCCUUUGAUGCAGGUGGAUAGGGACUCAACCUGGUGGCGGCCAUUCCCCACGGCCGCCACCAGCCUGGAGGCAGGGAGCCGAGCUGGGAUAUUGCAAUGGCAUGGCUCCGAGAGCCCAUCGUUGCAGGGCCGGCCAGAUGGCCCCUCUCACCGGUCGGCUCAGCCCCCUCAGAUGCACCCCCUAUGA